Messenger RNA from Lepus europaeus (European hare), 5952 nucleotides. It is a transcript of the gene TNRC6C, whose product is annotated as trinucleotide repeat containing adaptor 6C. The record is from RefSeq and is a predicted model, not a curated record. Gene Ontology annotation, biological process: miRNA-mediated post-transcriptional gene silencing; positive regulation of nuclear-transcribed mRNA poly(A) tail shortening. NCBI's taxonomy places the organism in Eukaryota, Metazoa, Chordata, Mammalia, Lagomorpha, Leporidae. Gene Ontology annotation, molecular function: protein binding; RNA binding. Gene Ontology annotation, cellular component: nucleoplasm; P-body.
CGCGCCUUCGGAGCCGCGCGGAGCCGCCGCCGCCGCCGCGCACGGAGCCCAGGGAGAAAGAACAAGAACCCCAAGAAGAGGAACGUUUGAUGGAAGAAAAGAAAAAGAAAAAGCAGGAAGAAAAGAAGAAGAAGGAAAGUGCUCAGAAAAAGGCUGCUGAUCAAAAAACCAAAGUGCCAGAACCUACUAAGACCUGUUCAAGCCAGCCCCAACCUGCCGGUACCAGUACCAGUACUUCCACCAGCACUAUCUCCAGCAGCAACAAUGGCAAACGUGCAUGUGCCAGCGGCCAGCAGCCAGCUGCAUCCCGCUACCUGCCUCGUGAGGUGCCUCCACGCUUCCGCCAGCAAGAACAGAAGCAGCUAUUAAAGAGGGGUCAGCCAUUACCCACAGGGACUCUGACCAGCGCGAGCCCAGCCCAGGCUGCUGGACCUGCAGGGGCAAGCCCACCUCCCCUCCCUGGAGCCAGCACUCAGCAGCCUCCCAGCAAGCCCCCAGCAGACCUCGGUCACAGUGGACUGGCAGAUCACUAUGAGAGCUCCCACUGCGGACAGCAGCCCACUUACCGGAACGAAGCCAGCUGCGGCUGGGAUAAAGUGAGCCUGGACAGGCCCGACAAGGAGGCGUGGGAGCCAGAGACUGCGUCAGAAUGCCCUGUGGACACUGACCCUGCCUGCAGCUGUGCCCCAGAGAACAGUAGCAUGGCCACAGGCAGCGCCCCGGGCAGCUUCCCUGCGCACACCAAGAAGACGAAUGGCAGUAACGGCACCAGUGGCGCGCUCGGGCAAAGCCCUUCUAACCAGAGUGCCCUGGGAGCAGGGGGCGCCAAUGGCGAUGGCGGCGCGGCCAGAGUGUGGGGCGUAGCCACGGGCUCCAGCUCUGGCCUCGCUCACUGCUCUGUCGGUGGUGGGGAUGGGAAGAUGGACAGUAUGAUUGGAGAUGGGAGAAGCCAGAAUUGCUGGAGUGCUUCCAGCACCAACGCUGGCAUCAAUCUCAACCUUAAUCCUAACGCCAACCCCGCUGCCUGGCCCGUGCUUGGACAUGAAGGAACUGUGGCCACAGGCAGCCCUUCCAGUGUUUGCAGUCCAGUCAGUGCCAUAGGUCAAACCAUGGGCAACCAGAACGGGAACCCACCAGGCACUUUAGGUGCUUGGGGAAACUUGCUGCCGCAAGAGAGCACAGAGCCACAGCCGCCCACGUCUCAGAACGUGUCUUUGAGCGCACAACCUCAGAACCUUAACACUGAUGGACCAAAUAACACUAACCCCACGAACUCUUCACCAAGCCCUGUCAAUGCAAUGCAGACAAACGGACUGCCAAACUGGGGCGUGGCUGUUGGCCUGGGGGCCAUCAUCCCGCCCCACCUGCAAGGCCUUCCUGGUGCUAAUGGGUCCUCAGUCUCUCAAGUCGGCGGAGGUGGAGGUGAGGGAAUGAGCAGUGCUGUGUGGGGACUGUCCCCAGGAAACCCUGCCACCGGAAGUAGCAGCUCUGGGUUCAGUCAGGGCAAUGGAGACACUGUGAACUCAGCGCUAAGUGCUAAGCAGAACGGAUCCAGCAAUGCUGCACAGAAGGAGGGAAGUGGGGGAAACGCCUGGGAUUCGGGCCCCCCCGCUGGUCCUGGACUGCUCGCCUGGGGAAGGGGCAGUGGCAACAGUGGUGUUGGCAAUAUCCAUUCAGGAGCUUGGGGCCACCCCAGUCGAAACACCUCGAAUGGCGUGCGUGGGGAGUGGGGAAAGACCCCAAACCAGCACACCGGCAGUGACGUCAGUGGGAAGGGCUCCGCGGGGUGGGAGAGCGCCAUGCAGCCUGGCGGUGAACACGUGAGCUCUUGGGCCAAAGCCACGUCUUCGGGAGCCACGGCAAGUGAAGGCAGUAGCGAGGGUUCCGGCAGCCACAGCGAGGGAGGCCCCGGGAGGGAAGGAGCGGAAGGCCGCAGGCGAGACAAGGGGCUCCUGGACCAGGGCCACGUCCAGCUGCCACGGAGCGACCUUGACCCGAGAGUUCUGUCCAACACUGGCUGGGGACAGACUCCGGUAAAGCAGAACACUGCCUGGGAGUUUGCCGAGUCCCCCAGGUGUGAGAGAAAGAGCGACAAUGGCACAGAGGCCUGGGGCUGCACAGCGGCUCAGCCUCCGGACGCGGGGGGCAAGAGCGAGGGGGCCGGCGUGAGCAGCACGAAUACCUCUGCAGUGUCGGGCUGGGUCAGCUCCCCGCCCGCCGCUGUGCCGGCUCACACGGGCUGGGCGGAGAGCAGUAGCAAGGCGCCGAGCGGCCCGGGGGUCUGGGCAGACGCCACAGGCUCUGCUGCUGUCAGUAAUGCUGCUGCCGCCAAGAGCGGCCAUGCCUGGAGUGGGACCGUGAGUCAGGAGGACAAGUCGCCCACCUGGGCUGAGCCUCCAAAACCCAAGUCCCAAAACUGGGGAGAUGGGCAGAGACCGAAUCCAGCCUGGAGUGCAGGGGCGGGAGACUGGGCAGACUCCGCCUCUGUCCUCGGACAUGUGGCAGAGGGGAAGAAGAGCGGGUCUGGCUGGGAUGCUGACAGCAGCAGAGCCGGGCCCAGUUGGGGCGACACCACGAGGCCUGGGGCCGGUGGCUGGGGCAGUGGCACAAGCGCAAAGGUGAAUCCAGGUACAAGCUGGGGGGAGUCCCUCAAACCUCCCCAGCAGAGCUGGGCCACCAAACCCCAAGACAGCAACGUGAGCAGCUGGGGAGGGGCUGCUUCUGUGAAACCGACGGUGACGGGGUGGAUGAGGCCGAAGGACAGCGGCGAGGCGACCGGCUGGGAGGAGCCCUCGCCACCAUCCAUUCGACGCAAGAUGGAAAUCGAUGAUGGCACCUCGGCUUGGGGGGACCCGAGCAACUACAACAACAGAACUGUCAGCAUGUGGGAUAGGAACAACCCGGCCGUCCAGAGCAGCGCCACGGCCGGCAGCACCGCCACUGCCACCACGAGCAGCGCCACGCACAGGGGCGACACGCCACCGCCGCACCAGGCCGGCUCGCAGCUGAAUCGAUCGCCACUGCUGGGGCCAGUUUCGUCGGGCUGGGGCGAGAUGCCCAGCGUCCACUCCAAGGCUGAAAGCUCCUGGGGAGAGCCGCCCUCCCCCUCCACCCUGGUGGACAACGGCACCGCUGCGUGGGGGAAGCCCCCAGGGAGCGGCAGUGGGUGGGGGGACCAUGCUGCUGAGCCCGCUGUGACGUUUGGAAGAGCCGGCGCCCCCACUGCCGCCCCAGCCCUGUGCAAACCAGCUUCCAAAUCUAUGCAAGAGUGCUGGGGCAGUGGUGGGGACGACGUCAACGUCGGUGCCGGCCAGUGGGAGGAUGAAGAGGGGGACGUGUGGAACAACGCUGCUUCCCAGGACAGCGUCUCCUCCAGCAGCUCCUGGGGCAGUGCCUCCAAGAAAGGACUUCAAAAGGCCAUGAAGACCUCUGCCAAGCAGGACGAGGCCUGGGUCGUGAGCCGGCUGAUCAAACAGCUCACCGACAUGGGCUUCCCGAGAGAGCCAGCCGAAGAGGCUUUGAAGAGUCACAACAUGAACCUCGACCAGGCCAUGAGCGCUCUACUGGAAAAGAAGGUGGACGUGGACAAGCGUGGCCUGGCAGUGACCGACUACAACGGGAUGGUCCCCAAAGCCCUCGGCUGCCGCCCACCCGUCUCCAAAGAGUCUUCCGUGGACCGAGCCACCUUUCUGGACAAGCUCACCCUCUCUUUCUCCAAUCAGGAUGGCGGCCUCGUGGAAGAGCCCACGGCUUCACCGUUUUUGCCUUCCCCAAGCCUGAAGCUCCCCCUGGCAAACAGUGCACUCCCCGGCCAGGCCCUGGGUGGGGUUGCCUCAGGGCUGGGCAUGCAAAACUUGAAUUCUUCUCGACAGAUACCGAGCGGCAAUCUGGGUGUGUUUGGCAACAGUGGAACAGCACAAGCCAGGACCGUGCAGCAGCCGCCACAGCCACCAGUGCAGCCUCUGAACCCCUCCCAGCCCAGUCUCCGUGCUCAAGUGCCUCAGUUUCUAUCCCCUCAGGUUCAAGCACAGCUUUUGCAGUUUGCAGCAAAAACCAUUGGUCUCAACCCUGCACUAUUAACCUCGCCAGUUAACCCUCAGCAUAUGACGAUGUUGAACCAGCUCUAUCAGCUGCAGCUGGCAUACCAACGUUUACAGAUCCAGCAGCAGAUGCUACAAGCCCAGCGCAAUGUUUCCGGACCCAUGCGACAGCAGGAGCAGCAAGUUGCGCGUACAAUCACUAAUCUGCAGCAGCAGAUCCAGCAGCACCAGCGCCAGCUGGCCCAGGCCCUGCUCAUGAAGCAGCCGCCCGCACCGCCGCCGCCCCUGUCUCUGCACCCCCCUGCAGGCAAGCCGGCCACGGACAGCUUCCCCCCCCACCCCCAGGCUCCCGGCCUACCCGACCUGCAGACCAAAGAGCAGCAGUCUUCGCCCAACACCUUUGCUUCUUACCCUCUCGCUGGACUGACCCCGAACAUGAGCGUGGGCAGCAUGGACGUGGCCAGCGGCUUGUCGGUGAAGGACCCGUCUCAGUCGCAGUCACGCCUCCCUCAGUGGACACACCCCAGCUCCAUGGAGAACUUGACCAGUGCCGCUUCUCCUCUGGAUCAGAACCCGAGCAAACACGGUGCUAUCCCUGGAGGUCUAAGCAUUGGGCCUCCGGGUAAGUCCUCCAUUGACGACUCUUACGGCCGGUACGAUUUAAUCCCAAACAGUGAGUCGCCAGCCAGCCCGCCUGUAGCUGUUCCCCACAGCUGGUCACGCGCCAAAUCCGAUAGUGAUAAAAUUUCCAACGGCUCCAGCAUCAGCUGGCCCCCAGAAUUCCACCCCGGCGUUCCCUGGAAGGGGCUUCAGAACAUCGACCCCGAGAGCGACCCCGACGUCACCCCCGGCAGCGUGCCCAGCGGGCCGAGCAUCAACACCACCAUCCAGGACGUCAACCGCUACCUCCUCAAGAGUGGAGGUAAACUGUCGGACAUCAAAUCGACGUGGUCCUCCGGCCCGGCCUCCCACACGCAAGCCUCCCUGUCCCACGAGCUGUGGAAGGUGCCCAGGAACACCGCGGCACCCACAAGGCCGCCUCCUGGCUUAGCCAAUCCCAAACCUUCCUCCACCUGGGGCGCCAGCCCCCUGGGCUGGACAAGCUCCUACUCCUCGGGUUCUGCGUGGAGCACCGACGCCUCGGGGAGAGCAAGCAGCUGGCUCGUCCUGCGCAACCUCACACCCCAGAUCGACGGCUCCACUCUGCGGACACUGUGCCUGCAGCAUGGGCCUCUCGUCACCUUCCACCUGAACCUGACCCAGGGCAACGCUGUGGUCCGCUACAGCUCCAAGGAGGAAGCCGCCAAGGCCCAGAAGUCUCUGCACAUGUGUGUCCUGGGAAACACGACCAUCUUGGCGGAGUUCGCGGGCGAAGACGAAGUGAACCGGUUCCUAGCCCAGGGCCAGGCUCUGCCGCCCACCUCCGGCUGGCAGCCCAGCGGCGGAGGAGGCCAGGCGCGCCUGGGCACCGCCCCCUGGAGCGCCCCGUGCCUGGGCGCCAAGGGGAGCAGCGAGCUGCUCUGGGGCGGCCUGUGGGGCCCACCCAGCGCCGACGAUGCCAGGGUGGUCGGCAGCCCCACCCCGCUGAACACGCUGCUGCCCGGGGACCUGCUCAGCGGGGAGUCGAUGUAGGCGCCGCGGCCGGCGGCCCUCUGAGUACCUCUGUCCAGUACUGAGAGGCCCUGCGCGCAGCCCUCGGACUGCCCCGGGCCGGCGCGGGCGGCACCUGCUCCCGACAGGACGCUCCUCAUAGCUUUGGUUUGGUGUCGUCUCGCGUUGGUAUGGUGUGUUGUCAUUUGUUUUAAGUAUAAAGCUGCUUAGAAUAGUUGUAUCAUGAAGGGCACUUUCCAGACCGCGGGCCGGGCCGGGCCGGGGCGGGGCCACGCACCCAGAGGAGCCUGCGGCGCCGCCU